AUGAAAUUGAAGAGAUUUGAAGAGAAAAUGUUCUCUGGAUCAUUUCUAAAACGAGUUCUCCCAGCUGAAUUGGCGGACACUGUUGAGUGUAGGAUGUGUCACAUCCAGUUUCCAGGAGAGAAGUGUUCCCGAGGAAGAGGAAUAUGUAGAGCAGAUAAAAACGAGGCCUGUGCAGUAGGGAAAAUUCACAGAAAAAACGGACAUUUAUGGUCACACUGGUUAACCUUCAUGGGCUGCCAAAAGAACUGUGCUGAAGUUGAAAAGAUAAAGUGGAGUACCUAUAUGGUAGCAUUCAGAUGCUGCAGGAGCUUUAACCUGUGCAAUGAAAACUUGACAAACCGUGGGUGA
Trichechus manatus latirostris (Florida manatee) is the source of this 348-nucleotide messenger RNA. It is a transcript of the gene PATE1, whose product is annotated as prostate and testis expressed 1. The transcript has 4 exons. Bases 1 to 348 code for a protein of 115 amino acids. The record is from RefSeq and is a predicted model, not a curated record. Lineage: Eukaryota; Metazoa; Chordata; Mammalia; Sirenia; Trichechidae.